AUGAACCAGAAAGAAGACGAUGCGCCAGUGCAAACACCGUACGAUGAUAGACUUGAUAUUGCGCAUGAAUCUUGCAUCGUUUGUGCAUUAUUACAUCGUUUUACGGUUUUACUCUUUGAUAGGCAAGUAGACUAUGAAGAUAUCAAGCCCGUUGAUGGACCUUUGUAUUCUCCAUCUAAGGAAUCUUACCAUCCUAUACGAGAUGCUUGCUGGGCCUUAAAGCAAAGAGUCCCAUACAUUGCUAUAUCUCGAACAUUCGAUGAAAUCGAAGCUACUUCAGCACGAUUAAAAAUUAUUUCAACGCUGCGAAAUUUUUUCCGAUCUGUAAUCAUUUUAACGCCAGAAGAUUUAACGUUCUGUGUUUAUAUGUGCCUGAAUAAGGUUGGUCCAGCUUAUGAGGGAUUAGAAUUAGGUAUCGGCGAAACAAUACUAAUGAAAGCGAUUGCACAAGCAACAGGCCGAAGCUUAGCCUCAAUUAAGGCAGAUGUUACAGAACGUGGUGACGUUGGGAUUGUAGCGGAGACUAGUCGUAGCAAUCAACGAACAAUGUUUACUCCAGCUAAACUUACAGUGCGCAGCGUAUUUUCAAAGCUUAAAGACAUUGCAAAAAUGACUGGAACAGCAUCAAUGAACAGAAAGUCGGAUAAAAUCAAGGAGAUGUUUGUAGCUUGCAGACACUCGGAAGCGAGAUUUCUAAUGAGAUCUUUAGGUGGAAAAUUAAGAAUUGGCCUAGCUGAGCAAUCAGUUCUAGUUGCAUUGGCACAUGCCACUAUCUAUACACCAUCAAAUCAAGUAUAUCCACCGCAUAUAAUAGAUGCUAGCAAAGGUAAGGCAGUUGAUGCUUUCAAGAAAGAAUUAGACAAUGGGGCUUUGUUACUAAAGGAUGCACACUGCCAGUGUCCAAAUUACGAUCUUGUCAUACCGGCCCUUUUAAAAUAUGGUAUUCACGAAUUAUCGGAACAUUGCAAAUUGUCCCCAGGUGUUCCUUUGAAGCCUAUGCUUGCUCAUCCAACUAAAGGAAUACAUGAAGUAUUGAAACGCCUAGAAGAUAAAAGUUUUGCUUGUGAAUAUAAAUAUGAUGGGGAAAGGGCUCAGAUUCAUUUAUUAGAUAAUGGAGAAGUGCAAAUUUAUAGUCGCAAUUGUGAGAACAAUACCACAAAGUAUCCAGAUAUAAUCAUGCGUAUGCCAGAGGUAAAAUUGGAUCACAUCAACUCCUUCAUUAUUGAUACGGAAGCUGUCGCUUGGGAUAAAGAAAAACAGCAGAUUUUACCUUUUCAGAUCUUAAGCACCAGGAAACGUAAGGACGUUGAUGCUAAUGAAAUCAAAGUCCAAGUUUGUGUUUAUGCAUUUGAUAUGUUGUACUGCAAUGGCAAGUCUUUGGUUAAAGAAACUUUCGAGAAACGAAGAUCGGUGUUGAGGUCAUCCUUUAAAGAAGUAGAGGGGGAAUUUGUGUUUGCAAAGUCAAGGAUCUCUGCAGACACAGAAGAAAUUGGCGAAUUUCUUGAUGAAUCUAUUAAAGGUAAUUGUGAAGGACUGAUGGUUAAAACUUUACAAAUCGAAGCUACUUAUGAAAUUGCCAAACGAUCUCAUAGCUGGUUGAAGCUGAAAAAGGACUAUUUGGAAGGUGUUGGUGAUACUUUGGAUCUAGUCGUCAUUGGAGGUUAUCUUGGUAAGGGGAAGAGAACAGGAACAUAUGGUGGUUUUUUGUUGGCAUGUUAUAACGAUGAAGACGAAGAGUUUCAGUCAAUAUGUAAGAUUGGAACAGGAUUUAAAGAUGUUGAAUUAGAACAGCACACAAACUUUCUCAAGCAGCAAACUAUUGAAAAACCGAAAUCUUACUAUCGCUAUGAUAGUAGUGUCCAACCGGAUCAUUGGUUUGAAGCUGUACAAGUAUGGGAAGUUAAAGUAGCUGAUCUAUCGAUAUCACCAGUUCAUAAGGCUGCCGCUGGAAUAGUUGAUCCAGAGAAGGGAAUAUCUUUGCGAUUUCCUCGAUUUCUACGUAUUCGUGAUGACAAAAAACCGGAAGAAGCUACAACAGCUUCUCAGGUUGCGGUUUUGUAUAGAAGUCAACAAAAUAUAGUUAGUGCUUCGGCUGGUAAUGAAGAUUUCGAAGAUUAUUACUGA
Trichoplax adhaerens is the source of this 2124-nucleotide messenger RNA. RefSeq lists its product as uncharacterized. Gene Ontology annotation, biological process: DNA repair; DNA biosynthetic process; DNA recombination. Bases 1 to 2124 code for a protein of 707 amino acids. NCBI's taxonomy places the organism in Eukaryota, Metazoa, Placozoa, Uniplacotomia, Trichoplacea, Trichoplacidae. The record is from RefSeq and is a predicted model, not a curated record. The transcript is spliced from 21 exons. Gene Ontology annotation, cellular component: mitochondrion; nucleus. Gene Ontology annotation, molecular function: DNA binding; DNA ligase (ATP) activity; ATP binding.